AUGUCUAGUGGCGAAAGUGUAUCAAGAGGUCAGAAAAGACGGAGAGAAGACAGAUCUGCUCAGGAAAGUCUUUCUCUUUCUAGUAUUAAAAAUUAUUUUGACAAAAGGUUUGAAGAUAUCCAAACAAAGUUUGAAAAGGAUAAUCACAAACUAGCAAAGAAAUUCAAAAAGGAACCAGAACUUUCUUUUAAGUUUAAGGGGAACAAAAAACAAUACGAGUUUAAUGAAUCUAUUCGACGUGACCUUGAGACGUUGGAAGAUCUGAUAAAACAAGGCUCAAAGCACAGAUCUACAAAAAUGUUACAGGAGAUAGGUGGAGUACCGUCGACGAAUACAUCUCAGAUGACCUGGCUAGCGACUCCGCAGACGAGCGAAAAAUUAAAGCUCCUGAAAAUCGUGACAUCAGAGAAAAGCAAAACACAUUUAAUCGCACCAGGAAAUCAAAGUUUUCGGAUGUAUCGUCAACGAUCUCCAAAGCUCCAGAUAAAAUCCAGUUUCGGAAUGCUGAAUCAGACUUCAGACGAGUUGUUCACCCCAGUGCGACUAGCUUCAAGCCAACAGGAGCUUGCUUCAGCUGCGGAAAAAACGGACACUGGCGAAAAUACUGCCCCGAAGCUAAAAGAUAAAAGUACAUUUAAAGAUAAGUUAAUAUUUCCUUUAAUUUCGUCUAAAACAUGUAAAUCAAAAUCCAAUAAUAAAUUUGAAAGUGUAAAAGGCAAUUUAAAAAACAAAAUUCCCUUUUGGGAAUCCAUAAAAGCGAACAGAACAAUUAUAGAUAUCCUAAAACAUGGCUAUAAAAUUCCAUUUUUCUCAACCCCGGAAAAAGCGCAUUUUGAAAAUAAUAGAUCAGCUCUCAUGGAAAAAGAAUUCGUUACUGCUUCAAUAAAAGAACUGCUUGAGAGUGGAAGGAUUCGGGAAACUGCAUUCACUCCUCACGUGGUAAACCCAUUAUCCGUUUCUACUCAAGGUAAUGGUAAAAAACGCCUUAUCUUGGAUUUAAGACAUGUAAAUAAGCAUAUAUAUAAAGACAAAGUAAAAUUUGAUGACUGGAGAGUCAUGGAAGAAUACUUAAAGAUGGAUAGUUUUAUGUUUCAUUUUAAUCUGAAGCAAGGUUAUCACCGUAUUGAUAUGUUUGAAGAACAUCAAACUUAUCUUGGAUUUUCUUGGAAAUUUGAAGGGAUAACAAAACAUUUCGUAUUCACUGUUCUACCUUUUGGCUUAACUUCUGCCCCAUUUAUUUUUACAAAAGUAAUGCGUUGUCUGGUUAAAUAUUGGAGGAAAAGCGCGAUUUGUAUUUCUGUGUACCUUGAUUAUGGUUUAGGAGUCGCAAGCUCAUACGAAACAUGUUUAAAACAGUCGGAUUUUGUUCAAGAGACUUUAUUUAAAAGCGGAUUCGUUGUUAACAACGAUAAAAGUGUCUGGAAUCCACAAAAAGAAGUAAUCUGGUUAGGCGUUAAAGCAGAUUUGCAUAGAAAUGUUUUCACUAUCCCUCAAAUACGAGUUAACUCCAUCUUAGAUUGUAUUAAUAAGUUAGAAUACCGAAAAUGA
Messenger RNA from Hydractinia symbiolongicarpus, 1548 nucleotides. RefSeq lists its product as uncharacterized. The transcript has 2 exons. The coding region runs from base 1 to 1548 and encodes 515 amino acids. The record is from RefSeq and is a predicted model, not a curated record. Lineage: Eukaryota; Metazoa; Cnidaria; Hydrozoa; Anthoathecata; Hydractiniidae.